This is a messenger RNA of Bactrocera tryoni, 8963 nucleotides long. RefSeq names its product E3 SUMO-protein ligase RanBP2 (gene Nup358). Gene Ontology annotation, biological process: intracellular transport. The record is from RefSeq and is a predicted model, not a curated record. Bases 1 to 8613 code for a protein of 2870 amino acids. Gene Ontology annotation, molecular function: protein binding; GTPase activator activity. NCBI's taxonomy places the organism in Eukaryota, Metazoa, Arthropoda, Insecta, Diptera, Tephritidae. Gene Ontology annotation, cellular component: nuclear pore; cytoplasm. The transcript has 7 exons.
AUGUACAAAACUAAAAAAGAAGUGGAUGCCCAUGUGCGAACUGCACUAUCAAAGUUGCGUUCCGAAUCUGAGCGGCAGUUACGAAGUUUUACCAUCGCCAAACUUUAUUACAAAAUCAACGAAUAUUCCACCGCAGAACAAUAUCUGUGCUCCUACCUCAACGUAAAAGAAGACAAUGAUCAGGCGCAUAAACUACUUGGUCAAUGUUAUCAACGCCUUAAGAAACCAGAAAAGGCGCUACAGUCCUUUCAACGUUCUUUACAACUGAAUUCCAAACAACCCGAGGUUUUGGCCGAUGUUUGUCAACUAUUGUUGGAUGAUAAAAACUUGAAUGUGAGUAAAGCUAGAUAUUGGUGUGAGUUAGCUGAGUCGGAAAAGGUGCAACACGAUGCAGUAUUCUCAUUGCGCUUGAAAUUGAUGAACAAAGAUAAUCUGGAAACGAAUCAAGUUGAGGAUUUAAUACUGAAAGAAAUAAGUGCUCGUCCAAAUGAUGUGCAAUUACGUGUUCGACUUAUGCGCAAUUACAUUGAACAAAAUAAAGUGUUGGACGCCUUCAAAUAUGUAUACAAUUUUGAGAUGAACCAGCAUGAUAAUUUCUCCAGCAGCAGCGAAUGGUACAAUAUCGUAUGGUUAGUGCUGAACAAAUAUGAACAUAUGCCAAACACGAAGAAGGAUUGGGAGUUUUGGUUGUUAAUGAUUAUUUGCCUGGAACGACAAGUCAACAUCAGUUUCACACUAACGGCCGCUUCUGCGACUGGUGGAGUAACGGAGACGGCAAAUUUACUUUUCAAUUUAGAUCAAUAUCUUUUCAAAGUCACACAGUUGUCGGAUAAAUUGUGCGCCCAACGUGAAUUGGUUAAUCUCUUUUUGGAUCAUUAUCGCGGACAGAUGCUAAUUUAUGCGACAGCUUUAAUCUUCAAGCGUGAACUUUUACAAAACAAGAACAAAUGGAAAGAAACUGUAAAGGUAGUGUUACCACUAUUACUAUUUGCUUUCCAAACAGAUGUGCCCGACAAUCGCGAACCAUGGAUGAGACAUACUGACGAACAAGGCAAGCAGUUGAUACAGUUGUGGAAUCGCGAGGGUUCCUUCCGUUGCGCACAGGCUGGUCGUACUUUGCUAUCAUGCAUUGCAGACGAGUUGACUACUGACAAAGAAAAUGCCAACCAACAAAUAAAUAGUUUGCUUGGUAACAAUCCACCGUUGUGGAGCAACAGCGAUGAGUUGUUGUCGCAAAUACGACAAAUUUGUUCAGACAAAACUUGGCGGCGAAACGUAUUUGCUGCGCUCUACUGCAACAGUGAUCAAAAAGUUAAAGAACAAAGUUCUCUGUUAAUCAAGAGUCCGAAGCUGGCCGAGCCCGUGUUCGAGCUGCCCACCUACGCCGACGUUGAGCGCUAUGAAGAGGAUGCGCAGUACUUAAAACCACAAUCUUUGCAACAUUUGGUCUACCUUUGUUUGGGUAAUGAUAAUCUCGCCUAUGUACGGGCUAAAUAUUUUAGUGGUUUGAAUUUUUCCACACAAAACUUGGCAUUUUGUGGUGCAGAGUCUUUAAACCAAUUGGAUUUGGACACGUUUUUAUAUGCGGCAACAAUACAAGCUAAACGUACACUGCAAGUUGAACGCGAAACCUUUGACAAUUACAACACGGGCAAUCGCAGCGCUUCCGGACGUCCACGAAUAUUGCCAUUCGCUAAUUUGCAGGGGCAGCUAUGUACCGAGGAACAAUCCAAUUGGUGGCUAGCUGCCUAUCAGGUUUACAAAAAUCUAAGCGCGGAUAAUUUAGCUGAGUUACGCGCCAACUUACAGUAUGGUAUAGAAGCUGUGCGCGGUGUUAAUGGGCCGAAAAUUGACAUGAUCAUCGUGUUCAAAUUGGGGCAGAUAUUUGUCGCACGAGCACAGGAUAUUGUUAAACCAGUAGAGAAAGGCUUUUUGGAAGCACGUGCAGAGAAUAUCUAUAAGUAUGGUUUAAAUAUGGUGAAAAUGAACAAUAAAGGCGUUUUAGAGCCAUUCCGCAAAUAUUUUAAAUAUACUAAAGCCAAAACUUCUGUUGUUGAGCGCGAGAUUUCUAAUGCAGCAGAGGAUGCCGUUUCAUAUUUAGCUUCGCGUUACUUUAAGAAAGCCGAAUAUGAAGAGUUAAUCGAAGAAUUGACUGGCGUACAAUUGCCAUUUGCGACAUAUUUGCAAGCAGAAGCAUAUCGCAAAUUGGACGAAGCCAAUAAAACACCAAAGAAAGCAAAGCGAAUGUAUUUGGAUCGUGCAAGUGAGUGCCUCAAUCAGACUUUGAAUCUGUUGAAAAAUACAGAAGCUAACCCGGAACAUCCUUUGAAUUCCAUAAUACAUACUGAAUUGAAAAGAUUGCAACAGGCUACUAUGAAAUUUAUUAAUGAAGGUAGCCCAGCCACCGGUCACAAUAACUCUAGCACCUACGAAGAUGCCGAAGCUGAGUUCUACCACGAUAUAUCCUUGUCUGCUACACCAGCAAUAAACCGUUCUCGACGUGAAGCAACCGCUGCCGCGCUAAUUGCCUCGCCUCGUAAUACUGAAAUGGAGAACUUAGUAAAGCAAAUGGCCAAAACACUAACGUUUGUUAAAGAGGAACUUGUUGACACGAUUAAACCAGAAAUGCUGUCAAUGCGUAAGGAAAUCACUUCACUUAAGGAUAAAAUUGCUGGCCUUGAGGAAGCUAUGAAACGUACACGUGUUUCUUCAAAUCCACCAUCGCGUGAUGAUGCAUCCCAUGUGCUCGAUGAUCUCUAUAUGAUCGAAGAUGCAUUGCAGAAUCAAUUGUAUCAACCGCCUGCGCAAACGCAUAUGAAUGCUGCAGGUAGCAUGUUUCCCGGCGUUGGUAAUGGACCCAGCACUCAACCACCCGUUGGCGUGCAAAGCCCCUUUGUUGCGGGCCCACAGUCUCAACAACAAGCGGCACAGCAAAGAAACUCAAUGCACAUGCCGCCGAAUCCAAUGGCUGCAGCUGCAUACAAUAGUCCCAUGUUUAAUCCAAAUUAUCCCAUGAAUUACUAUCCACAACCGUACAUGAUGUCGCAACCGCCAGGUCCACCUGGCUCCGCCGGCGGUAUGUUGGGUCAACGUAAUGCGCUGCCCAUGCCAUAUAUGGAUGCCAAUUUGAGCUUUAGCAUGGCACAAUCAACGCCGUUAUUGCCCGCACCGCCACAAGAUGGUCGCCCAAGCAAUCUGUAUGGCUUGUUGACACAACCACAGCAACCACCAACAAUUCCACCUCAAUUCCCAGCAUCGUUGCAACCACAAUUGCCACAGCUGUCAGUGCCAAUGUCGUUGGCAUCGUUAGCGCCUGCCAUAACAAGUAAUCCAACUGUUAUAGGCUUACCAUCAGCAAUUUCCUCACAGUCGACGCCGACCACUGCGCCCAUACAAUUCAAUAAAGUACUUAAUAAUCAACCAGUUGAAAAAGGUCCACCAGCCAAUGUGGUAAUCACCAGUUCUGACCCGUUACCAAAUCCAAAUAGGACAGCCUUGUUGGCACAACAACCAACAUUGAGCGUUACAAUACCACCGCAUCAUAUCAAGCCUAGCCUCGUAGCCACAACAGAGUCAAAUGUAGCACAGACAUCAACGCAAGCUACACCUGCUAACGCCAUUACAAAUACCAUUACCACAGGCAACAGCGGCUUUACUGGCUUCGCUUUCGGAAGUACCACCGCCACUACACAAAGUCCAUUCAGCAUUACUUUUAGCAAUAAUUUUACAACGCCUACAUCUUCUACAACCUCCAUAUUUAGCGGAAAGAAUAUAGCCUCUACUACGCCAAGCAGUACGAUCAGCACCAGCACUUUCAGUUUUAGACCACAAAUUGAGCAGGCCCAAGCUCAGGCUGCUGCUGCAGCUGGAGAAAAUAGUUCAGGAGAGAGCAUUUCGGUAUUGAAUAAAACAUCGGACAGUUUUUCGAGUGAGCCGAAUAAGAGCGGUACAGAAGCUGAAUUAGAAUACGACCCACGACCUGACUUUAAGCCCAUAAUUCCAUUGCCUGAUGAAAUCGAGGUUAGAACUGGCGAGGAAGACGAAGAUGUAAUGUUUUGUUGUCGCGCCAAACUCUAUCGUUUCGCUGAUAAAGACUGGAAAGAACGUGGUAUUGGCGAUAUAAAGAUACUGAAAAAUAAGGAAGGUUUCUCAAGAAUACUCAUGCGUCGCGAUCAGACACACAAAAUAUGUGCCAAUCAUAAAAUCACCAAAGAACUUAUAUUAACAACGCCGGCGAAUGAAAAGAAGGGACACAUUUGGGUGGCCAACGAUUUCGCUGAUGAGGAGUUGAAGACAGAGAGCUUCUUCGUUCGUUUCAAGUUGCCGGAGUCAGCGCAGAAAUUCUACGAUUGUUUCAAACAGGCACAAAAAGAAGCCGAAGAAUUGGAUAACAAAAAAGAGGUGACCGUUACGAAAGAACAAACUACUAAAGAGAAUAAGUUUAAUCAACCUGCACAACUUGCACCAUUCGGCUUGACCAAAAGCGCAGUAACCAACUUCGUCACCAGCACACCAGCUACAAAGACCAACGCUGAAAAAAUACCAACCGUUGCAGCACAAACAUUUAUGGCACCAACGUCUGCCGCCACGAGUGCUAUAUCAAGCGCCGGCGGCGCUUCUAAAACGCUAUUCGGUGGACUAGCAGCUGCAGCGCCGAAUGCUGCGGGCGAAAAUAAAUCCGAGCCACCAAAAUCCACAGCCUCGCCUUUCGCUCAUUUCAGUUUCGACAAAGGUGGUGCAGCCACAAUCGCACCCAGCUCAGCUGCGACGAACUCCACCACGGCUACCACUUCAUCACCCUUUGCCAACAUCUUCAGUAAUUUGGGCAAAUCGGGUGUCACCACUUCGUCGCCAUUCAGUGUUGGGAAUCUGCCAGCAUUUUCGGCUGCGAACAGCGCUCUUGAUAGUAGUGCAACAAACGUUGGUGGCAUAGCCGCUGGGUCUACGACUUCAUCUGCAUUGAACAAAUCGAAUGUCUCCGAUGCGGAGGAUGAAUAUGUGCCAACAGCCACUUUUAAUCCGGUAAUACCAUUACCCGAUUUAGUGGAAGUCUCCACAGGUGAGGAGAAUGAAAUUGUUUUGUUCGAGCAUCGUGCUAAGCUCUUGCGUUUCGACAAAGAGGCAGGCGAGUGGAAAGAGCGCGGUAUUGGCAACAUGAAAUUAUUACAGGACAAAGACGACGUAAAUAAGGUGCGUUUGGUAAUGAGACGUGAGCAAAUACAUAAGCUCUGCUGUAAUCAGCGUUUGUAUAAAAACACCGCGUUCAAAUAUGCAAAGAAUUCACAAACCGCGCUGACAUGGGCCGGUCAAGACUACUCGGAAAGUGAAUUGACUACCGAAAUGUUAACGGUGCGUUUCAAAUUACCCGACACCUGCAAACAAUUCCAUGACGCCGUAUUAAAGGCGCAAGCAAAUAUGGGCGAUGAAGUUGAUGAGAACGUUAGCGCUGGCGCCGCUGCUGCAAUUGGGAAGCAGGUCAAGGAGAAAUCAACAGAAAAAACAGAAGGUAAAGCGGCCUUUAAAGGUUUUGGUGAUGCUUUCAAACCCAAAGCCGGUUCAUGGGACUGUUCCGCUUGCUACAUAUCAAAUACUGCUGACAAACAAUAUUGUGUUGCGUGUGAUUCGCCAAAGGAUGACACUGUGCCCAAAAAGGAAACGACAAAUGUUCUACUAACUAAUCCACCAAAGGCAUCGUUUGUUUUUGGCUUCUCACCAGCAACGAAUGGCAGUGUAGCGGCACCAGUGCAAGCAGCUAAUAGUUUUACUUUCGGUAAGCCUGCUGCUACAUCAAGUAUCCUUGCAGAAAAUGCGAAUAGCACGGCCAGCGCGCCACAACCCGCCGCCACAACGUCGACGACUUCAAAAUCAAGUUUCGGUGAUCAAUUUAAACCAAAAGUGGGUUCUUGGACAUGUCAGGAUUGCUAUUUAAGCAACACAGCUGACGCUCUUUACUGCAAAGCAUGUGAUGCACCCAAAGACGAUACAGUACCUAAAAAGGAAUCCACGAAUGAUGUGCUUGCACUCUCAAAUCCAGCGCAGAAAUUCAGUUUUGGUUUUAGUGCAGCCGCCACUGCCACCUCCACAGCAACCGCUAAUACAACAACGCCUACAAGUAGUUUUGUUUUUGGUGGCGCCAAAACCGAAUCGGGUAAAUCUCUAUUUGGCGGUUUGACAAAUACAAGUACCACUGACGCGCCCAAGUCCUUUACGUUUACAUCGGCAACUUCAACGAAUGCACCAACGACAUCGAAGCCCGCAUUCUCAUUCCAGCCGCAGUCGAAAACUUCCGGUGCUGGUGGAGAAUCCACAUCAAUGUUUUCUUUAGAUAAAAAAGAUUUCAAUUUCACGUUGAAGCCAAAGAGUCCCGGCAAGUCGAGCGGCGCUGGCGGUGGUGAUGCAGAUGCCGCGGCGGACGACGGUGAAGAUGGUGACUACCAAGAGGAGGAGAACAACACUUACUUCACACCGGUCAUACCACUGCCGGAUAAGAUUGACGUUAAAACGGGCGAAGAGGAAGAGGAAUUACUCUAUGUGCAUCGUGCCAAAUUAUAUCGCUUUGUCGAUGGCGAAUGGAAGGAGCGUGGUCUAGGCGAUGUUAAGAUUUUGCGUCACAAGCAAACCAAAAAGUUACGAGUGGUAAUGCGUCGUGAACAGGUGUUGAAAAUCUGCCUUAAUCAUGUGCUGAACGAGGAAGUCGAGUACAAGCGCAAGGAUGACAAAUCGUGGUUAUUUGUGGUGAACGAUUUUAGUGAGGGCACCGUUGAGUUGGAAAAAUUCUCACUUCGUUUUAAGAAUAAAGAUAUUGCACAAGGUUUUAUGGAUGCAGUGAAAAGUGCCAUCGUGGGAACGGCUGUUGCGAUCGAAAGUACCGGUAGCAUAUCUACGAAUACUACAUUGAAUAUGACUGAGAUUGUAGAGAGCGAAAAGGAGGUUGGAACUCCACCAGCUGCUUUGUCGGAGGCAGAUAGGAUGACUGCUGAUAAAUUGCAAUUACCUUAUGAGUUCUUUACAGCGCAACCACCUUGUGCUGGUUGCCGUGGUUGUGAUCCGGAUACAUUUGUUUUCCCUGUACGAAAAACCACUGAAACAUUCGUUAAUUCUGAAGACAAUGAAAAUGUUUUAAAACCAUUCGAAUUACCCGUUUUGUCAUUACCCAAAGCCGAUAGUGCAGUCAUUGCGAAUCGUUCACUCCUGAAGCAAAGCGCUCUCUCACCGAUGGUACCCUCACCUGCAGCCACAACGCUUAACUCUAGCAACAUUACAGCCACUCCUAAAGGGGGUGAAUCGAAUAUAUUUUCCGGCUUUGCUGGCGUUAACUCUAGAGCUUUCGGCGCUACUGGCGAAAAGAGUGCCAGUGGUUUCUCAUUUACCGCAGCUAUGAAUGAUGUCAAAAAAGAUGAUGAAAAUAAGACGAGCGCGACAAGUGGAACAUUUCUAUUUGGUAAUAAUGCCGGCUCUGGUGGGUUGAGUGGCAGCUCCAUUUUUGGUGGUGGCGGAGAUAAAAAGCCCAUUUUUGGACAAACACCCUCCAUUUUCGGCAAUGCCUCCAAUUCUUUAACUAAAGCCGCUGAUUCUACCACAUCCGAAAGCGAGAAACCAAACACUAUUUUCGGUGGUAUUGCCAGCAAUACUGGCAGUGGAUCUAUAUUUGGUGGGAAACCAGUUUUUGGUUCAGGCUCCAGUUCGAUUUUCGAUGGUAAAUCUUCUUCGGGUAAUGAAACAACAACAACCAAAUCGAUAUUUGGUAGCACAAGCAACUCAACAGCUAAUACCAUUGGUGGAGAAACCUCAAUAUUUGGCAGUUCAACAUUUCCUGGUUUUGGAAACGCUACUAGCACCCAAGGCUCUAUCUUUGGCAGUGGUAAUAGUGCAAAUACUGCAAACCCCAAUACAGAAGCAAACAUUUUUGGUGGUAUUCCAAAGGAGCAAACUGUAGCCGCACCCAGUUUUGCUGACCUCUCCAACAAAGCUGGCGUGACUGAUUUUGCCAGUUUAGCUGCAAAGGCAAGCUCCGCCAACACCAACAAACCAUCAGAAAAACCAGGUCCCCGCGGUUUCAUUGGUCUAACCGAUGAAAAUGCCUUUUCUAACUUCUCCAAAGCGGCGCAAAACACAUCAAAAGAUGACAACGCUAACGAUUCUACGCAAAAUGAUGAUAAUGAAAACUAUGAUCCACACUAUGAUCCUAUAAUUGCAUUGCCAGAUGAAAUUCAAGUAAGUACCGGCGAAGAAGACGAGACGAAAUUGUUCGGUGAACGUGCGACACUUUACCGUUACGAUGCUAACACGAAAGAGUGGAAGGAACGCGGCGUUGGUGAGCUCAAAAUUUUGGAACACAAAACCAAACAUACAUAUCGCCUGGUGAUGCGGCGUGAGCAAAUACACAAAUUGGUGUUGAAUCAUGCAGUUGGUGCGGAUUUCAGUUUUAACAACAUGAACAACAACCCAAAAAGUUUUAUUUGGGCUGCUUUAAACUAUGCCGAAUCGGCUGAAGGCGAAGUGGAAAAAUUGGCGGUGCGUUUCAAGAAUGUGGAUCUAGCCAAUCAGUUCAAAGAGAAGUUAAAUGAUUGUAUUAAGUCGAAAAGCCACGAGCCCGCUAUUACUUCUCAAUAAUUUAUUUAAUUAAAUAGGUUUAAAACAAAACAUUGUGGUAUCGGAAACAUCUGAAAAAUCAUAAAUUAUCUAAUUUGUAGCAUUCCUCAUUUCUCACUAUUCACGUACAUACAUAUGUGUUUUUGUAUUAUUCACAAUUUUUAUUUUAUUAUCUUCUGAAAAUGUUACUUUUUGCUAAUUUGAGUUUUGGCAAAAAGAUCGUACGAAAUUUUUUUGUUUAAUCAGUUUCAAUGCACUUGCGGCAUUUGAACAAAUUUAGUGAAAGAAAUUAUUACAGUUGUGGUAAAAAAUUAAAUUGUUAUUCGUACAUUAUAAUUACAUUUAAUAAGAACUUAAAUUACAUCUUGAAA